Messenger RNA from Salvia hispanica, 2466 nucleotides. Its product is annotated as protein REBELOTE. Gene Ontology annotation, cellular component: Noc2p-Noc3p complex; Noc1p-Noc2p complex; nucleolus. The record is from RefSeq and is a predicted model, not a curated record. Gene Ontology annotation, biological process: ribosomal large subunit biogenesis. Lineage: Eukaryota; Viridiplantae; Streptophyta; Magnoliopsida; Lamiales; Lamiaceae.
UUGUUGAACCCUAGUUAAACCCUUUCUCCACUUCCCUCCACUUUAGCCCCAAAUUGCAUUAGGGCUCAAUCGGAGAGCAGCAAAUAGAAUUUUAUUGCGCAAUCGCGUAAUCGAAGAGUGCGAAUUUCAUGGGUAAGCUAGGAAAGAAGGCGCGAAAAUUUGCGAAGAAGCAUCUUCAGUCUGUGCUGAAGCAGCGGCGAAAAACGAAAGCUUUGUUCAAGAGGAAAGCUCCAAAAAACGGGAAAAAUGACUCCGAGGAGGAGACAGUGGAUGACUAUGCAGGCACUUUUAAUGGAAGGAACAGUGAACCCGAGAGCACUGUAAUUACUUCUCUUGAUGCAGCAUUCACUGAAAAUGAAACAGAUGAGAUUGCACUUGCAUCAGAUAGUGAUGGUUAUCUUUCGGAGGAUCCAAGUUGCCCAUACUCGGUGGAGAGUGAAACGGAGAAAACACUAGAAGAUACAAUUGUUACUGUCUAUUCAGCUCAGAACAACAAAAUUCACUCUGAUCUCGCUGCUCUAAAGAAGAAACUGGAUAGGCUGAGAAAGAAGGAUCCAGGAUUCAACAACUUCUUAGAAAGCUUCAAAAGCAGCGCUGAGACAAUUCAGAAUGAUGAUUCAUUUUCAGAUGAAGGUGAUUCAAGCGAUCACGAGGAGCAGGGUGAAGAUGACCUGGUCAAAGAUAAAGAAAAAUUUCUCUCUAAUCAAGUCAUUGUUACAUGGUGUCGAAUGGUCAAAGAAGAUAAUAGCCAGUCAGCAUUUGUUGGCCUGCUAAAUGCCUACCGCACAGCAUGUCACUAUGGAGUUGAAUCAGUUGGCCACAAAAUCGACAGCAGUGAAACAUUUUGCAACAUUCUCAUAUUUACACUCUCUAAUGCAGAUGAUGUAUUUCGAGGCAUGUUUCAAAUAUCAUCUUCGAACAGCAAAAAGGAGACAGUAGAAAAACUACAGAAAAACUCAAAGUGGAAAAGCAUGAAAUCUCUUGUCAAAUCUUUUGUGAGAAGUACAUUGUUUUUGUUGGAUCAGAUUACUGACUCAGAAAUUCUGACUUUUGCAAUGGCGAGGAUUCGAGCUUCUCUGAUAUUCUUUGUUGCCUUUCCAUCUCUGGUUCAACGGCUCCUUAAGGCAACAGUUCAUUUGUGGGCAACCAGCGGAAGGGUCUUAUCAUCAGCUUCCUUUCUUGUCAUAAGGGACGUUGCUGCUAUGUUUGGUUCAGAUCACUUUGAUACCUGCUUAGCGAAAACCUCCAGAUCAUUUCUUUCUCGAUCUAGAGUAACUGAGAUCACUGACAUAGAACAUAUGGAAUUUUUAAGGGAUUCCGUAGUAGAAUUGUGCUGUCUAGAUGUGCAAAAAUCAUCUGUUAAAGCUGUUGCUUCUUUAAGUCAAUGUGCAAAGAUAUUUAGCUUGGCCACACAAACAAAGAAAAAGGAAGCUGUUAAAAAAAUUUGCAGUUGGGAAUAUGUUAACUGUGUUGAUAUGUGGGUUAGAUUCAUAUCAGCAAAUAUACGCGACUUUGAUCUUCAGUCCCUGUUCUUUAUGACCGUAAAACUUAUUAAUGGUGUAGCUCACAUGUUUCCCGGUCCAAGAUAUUUACCUCUGAGACUCAAGUCCAUUGAGUGGCUGAAUUGCCUCUCCAGUUCGAGUGGAACUUUUAUACCAGUUGCUUCAUUAGUACUGGAUAUUUUGGAAUAUAAGGUUGCCGGGGAGGGAAGAAAAGCUCAAAUUGCAUUCGAUACUGCGUCGGUCUUGAAGCUGCCCAAGCACUACCUAAAAUCAAAAAGCUUUCAAGACGAAUGCUUUCAGUCUGCUGUCAAACAGCUUGCCUUUCACUUUUCUCAGUGGAGCUUCCAUAUUUCCUUCCCUGACCUGGCUACUAUUCCACUAAUCCGCCUGAGAAGGAUUCUUGAUAUCACAACUCUAGAAAGCUUGCGUCGCAUUGUGAAGCGUAUGAUUGAUCAGGUGGAGCAGAAUGUGGACUUUGUGCAGAAGAAAAGGGAAGAUGCGCCUUUCUCCCCUCUUGAUCAUCAAUCAGCAGAUUCUUUUCUUCAGCUUGAAAAGUCCAGUCUCAACUCUCCAUUUACUCAAUAUUACAGAAGUGUACUGGACAAGGCUUGUGAAAGAAAGUUGCAUAAAUUUGAUAAGAAAAGUUUGCCAGAGCUGAAAACUUCAAAAAAGAAUGCUGCAAAACCCAAAAGAAAACCAGUGGCUGCUAAAGAUCACCCUGCUGAAAAUGGAAUGGUGAAUAGUAAACGAAGGAGGAAGGGGAGCCCUUGAAGCUCAGUUAUAAAUUAUGGCCCAUCAAAGCUUGGUAAUUCACCCAAUUUUGGAAUCAGAAUACUAGAUUCACAUUCAAUAUAGCUUUCUUCUUUUCUCAUUGUUGUAUUCUAUUCGCUGAGUUCAAUGUAUCUGGAGAUCGUAACUCUUUUUUUAUUAUCAAAAUUGAUAGAGAGGAAUUUGCUUAGCAUCA